Penicillium canariense is the source of this 213-nucleotide messenger RNA. RefSeq lists its product as uncharacterized. The record is from RefSeq and is a predicted model, not a curated record. NCBI's taxonomy places the organism in Eukaryota, Fungi, Ascomycota, Eurotiomycetes, Eurotiales, Aspergillaceae. The coding region runs from base 1 to 213 and encodes 70 amino acids. The transcript is spliced from 2 exons.
AUGUCUUUCCUGACCAAGCACAUCAAGGAUAACAAUAUCAAUCAGGUGGCGCUAUUGAUCGCCUGUAUUCUCCACUCCAAGGAAGGAAAGAUACAAAAGAUUGGCUCUGGCCCACUUGGCAACACGAUUAACAUGUACGUGUUGCAUUACGUUAUGUUGAUUUUCGAAGACCUGGCCCAAGACCAUGGAAUCAAAUCGAAGGGUGCCACAUGA